Molecule: messenger RNA, 2790 nt
Organism: Heterobasidion irregulare TC 32-1
Lineage: Eukaryota; Fungi; Basidiomycota; Agaricomycetes; Russulales; Bondarzewiaceae
Exons: 7
Coding region: 1-2559 (852 amino acids)
Source: RefSeq, a predicted model, not a curated record
AUGAUGGACGCCUCUACUCUCAGUGGCCUCACCCGCGUCCAGCUCCAAAAGGUCGCAAAGGCAUCCUGGCUACUGACCUCUAUUCAGCUGCAUGGCAUCAAAGCCAACAGAAAGACGGGGCUGAUCAUCGAGGACCUCCUCGACAAGUACCCUUCAGGCGUCCCAAAGACGUCUCGCAAAUCCAAGAGAACUGCGCCUCUCUCUGCUCCUAUCCACCCGCCCAGCCCGUCUGGAUCCCACACUGUGCAUCUCACUGGCCCCCACCCUCUUCCCAUCGAGGUGCCACAUGCCUCCACAUCCUCCGUCAUGAUCCCGCCUCCUCCCUCUGCUGCGCCAUCACCUCCUACUAUCCCGCGCACACCUGUCCAACCUGUCCGUCUCUCAAGCCCCCCUCGGACAAGCCCCCAGACAAGAACGAACAGGAAGCAGGCCCAUCGAUCAACGGUGGCGCAGGGGAGUCCAAUUCGCGCGCCACACUAUGCAUCGGUGUCAGCGGCUUCGACGUCACGCAGACUCUCCAACGCUGGAGAACGCUCAGUGGGCUUCGUGUCUCCCCAACCAUCUCCAGAGUUCCCUCACGUGAUGCGUGGCUCUUCGCGCGCACAUACCCCUGUGCCACUCAACUUCGAGCAGUCGCUCAAAGGCAAGGGUGAGGAUGAAAACCCGCAUGCAUCUGGGGAGAAUGCAGGUCUGGCGCCCUCGACGCCUCGCAUGGCGGAAAGCCCUUUCUUGGGCUCUGCGCAGCGCAGAAAACGCGAUCUUUACCGUUCGCCCACCCCAGCGCCGACUAGCUUCCGCAAGUCCCUCGAUAACAGGGCUGAAGACGCGGACAAGGAGCGCGACAGCGACCAGGGCUCUCAGUCGCCGCGAGGCUAUACGCCCAACUCGCCGCCAUACCGUCCUGCCUCGUCAGGCCAUCAGUCAUCGCGAGGAUGCACCCCCAACUCGCCCCCAUAUUGUCCCGUCUCGCCAAAUCUCCCCCCGAGAGUGUAUUCGCCCUCCUCCGUCGACUCUUUCUUACGUAGCUUGAAUCUUCCUCACUCCCCACUCCCACUCCCUCCCUCUGCCCCUUCUGCCCACCUCCCUCUUGCACCGCCUCAACCUCUUCUUCCUGUUAGUGGCACGAAGACCAGUGUAGUCAGUGCAUCUCAAAAGUUCGUCGAUGUCGCUACUCUGCGACACUUGACGGGCAUGAUGCAGGAGAUGGCAGACUCGAACCAGGCUGCCGUCGACCACCUUCCACGCGUCAUGCAGGAGGCAGCGUGUUUGAUGGUUGAGGUAGAGCGCUAUCGUGAACUGCUGCUCAUUGCACGGCGACAGAGACUCGACCUCCAGGAGUGGUUGACGAAGUUCAUCAACGACUGCGGCGAGGGUGAGGUGGAUCAGAAGGUAACGGAGGAUCGUCGGCGAGAGGUUCACAGGAAGGAUGCAGGUGCCACAUGCGAAAUUCCCCGUCCUUCCGACCAGGCACCUUCAGCGAACCAACGUGGCACUGAAGAGAGGGUUGCUGGAGAAGGUGCAGUGCAUGCUGCGCAGUCGGACUCGAAUGGAGCGGGCCGACCGUCUUCAAAUGUCUUCGGAUUCCGUGGCACCGAGGCUGCCCUCUUGCCGAAGUCUCCCAAUGGAUCGAACAGGGAUACAAGAGAAGUGUUUGGAGGGGCACGUGCAGCGCACCCUUUUCCCGUUGAUCGAGCGACUGUCAUAUUUGGCGACGACGACGACGAGGAGGCUGACCAAGACUUCACGGCGCCGAGCCAGCGUGCUCCUGUCGUUGGCGAGGAUGGCGAAGUGCCGGAUCGGGAGGACUGGGAUCCCUCGAGGCGCGCGCUCUUCUUUGGAGAGUAUGAUGAUGAGCCUGAUCGGUAUGAAGACAGGCAUAGCUCUGUAGACCCGGAAGAGAUCCCCGAGGUGUCGACCUUGCCGACACAAACCCCUGCCUUGGCAUCACCGCCGCACUCUGUGCGUGCGCCAUCACACAGUCCCCUCAAUAUCACAUUUGGAUAUUACCCGGGAUCGACCGAUAACUUCCCCCUCUCGCCCCCCCUCCGCCGGGUGAGCAGUUCAGAGCGGGAGUAUACCCCGCCGAACUUUCCCUUGAUACACUUCGGCUCGAGUUUCAGUGGGUCAUUGCGGGACGUCCCACAAUUAUCUCCAGCAGGGGUCAAGCGCAAGCGCCUCGCCGCGCCCUCACCGCCUUCGGAGGCAGGGGCCACCAUCGCCGAAGAGGAGGGGGAUGAGGACGGCUUCUCGGAACACCGCACGUCAAGCCCUGUCGUUGACUUCAACUUCAACGGGAAGCGGCGAAAGCUCGACUCAACUCGAUCAGGGGACGUGGGUUCGCACCGUGGCACGGCUAGUCCGGAGGUAAAAGUCAAGGUGGAACAUAGCGAUGAUGAGCUCGAUCGUUCGAACGUGGCAGAGAUGCUCAGCUUUGAUCACGAUCAUCGUAUCGAUGGGUAUAGCUCAGACUCUAGCAGAAGCGACACCGAUCAUGACGUGAGGCGACAGGAUUGGCCGCUACCACCAGAAGCGAUGUUCUUCUCAAAACUACCUCGAUAGUUCCCACUGUGAUGCAUUUCUUCCUUUCUUAUUCCUUCUCUAAUGUCGUGAAUCUUUUUCUCUUUCCGAUGACUGGAAGCGCGUUUCUGUGCUCAUAGACUUCCACAUCCCUAUAUAUUGCUCAUUUAUACAGCUACCCCUGUUUGUAUUACCAGACAUGUAUUGCUCUAGUUUUCUGUCGUCUCUCGCCUCUCUUGUCGUGGAUCAUUAUUCAUUUUAGCAUAUUGGCCC